This is a messenger RNA of Musa acuminata subsp. malaccensis (wild Malaysian banana), 595 nucleotides long. RefSeq lists its product as uncharacterized. Lineage: Eukaryota; Viridiplantae; Streptophyta; Magnoliopsida; Zingiberales; Musaceae. Gene Ontology annotation, cellular component: EKC/KEOPS complex. The record is from RefSeq and is a predicted model, not a curated record.
ACGUCCCCAUUGAUAUCGCGCUCUUAAACCCUAGUCGCGUAUCCGCUCCCCAUCUGGUGACCGUCGUUGAUGGAUCCCAUGGCUUCUGACGCCGGCUUUGACGUCGGUGACCGGUUACCUGCGUCUUCUGGGUGGGAAUUUGUAUGUGACUUUGAAGUUGAUUAUGGAUCAGAGGAGCAUGCAAAAAUUGUAUAUGCUACAUUAACCGUUGAUAAAGAGCUGCAGCCAGACAAGGUUAAGAGGCAGAUGUCCAUUUCUGAUGGCAAGCUCAAAGUGCACUUUGAAGCAGUGGAGGCUAGGUUUCUGCGUGCAUCAUUUAGUGCAUUUGUGGAUCUUAUGAUUCUUACUACACAAAUCAUUGAAGAGUACAAUUAGUGAGCAGCAUUUUAGCAGUGAAAGGGAGCAGAAAUAUGGCAAGUCAUUGGGUUUGAAAUCUUCCUAUGUCUUGUAUUGUAAUUUUAUAGAAAUCAAUUAGUGAGCAGUCAAUCAUUUUAUGUCUGUUCUUGAUCAGUAGAUACCAGUCAAGACUUCCACUAUGUAACUGCUUAAUAUUUUCUAUCUUCUAUUAAUAUCGUCUUCAGCUCACCCCAUGAUA